Molecule: messenger RNA, 410 nt
Organism: Staurois parvus
Lineage: Eukaryota; Metazoa; Chordata; Amphibia; Anura; Ranidae
Source: the annotation of a GenBank genome assembly
AUGCAGACUGCUUCUACAUACAUUUGUGAAAGACUGUGCAAUAAGUCCAUCCGUGAAAUGUUCUUGCUACUAAAUAUUCCACAGUCAACUGUUAGUGGUAUUAUAUCAAAGUGGAAGCAACUGGGAACAACAGCAACUCAGCCACCAAGUGGUAGGCCACGUAAAAUGACAGAGCGGGGGUCAAGCGCAUGCUUACGCGCAGAGUGCGUAGAAGUCGCCAACUGUCUGCAGAGUCAAUAGCUAAAGACCUCCAAACUUCAUGUGGCCUUCAGAUUAGCACAACAGUAGUGCGUAGAGAGCUUCAUGGAAUGGGUUUCCAUGGCCGAGCAGCUGCAUCCAAACUUACAUCACCAAGUGCAAUGCAAAGCGUCAGAUGCAGUGGUGUAAAGCACGCCACCGCUUGACUCUAG